Molecule: messenger RNA, 384 nt
Organism: Diabrotica balteata
Lineage: Eukaryota; Metazoa; Arthropoda; Insecta; Coleoptera; Chrysomelidae
Source: the annotation of a GenBank genome assembly
UUCAACUGUCAAACUAGCAAUUUUUAGGUUUUGUUCUGUUGUAAAUUGUGUUGAUUUUAAUAAAUUUUAGGAAAAGUAAUAAAAUAUGAUUGAAAUAACGUGUAAUGAUCGUUUAGGUAAAAAAGUCCGAGUCAAAUGUAAUCCGGACGACACAGUUGGAGAUCUGAAAAAACUUAUUGCUGCUCAAACUGGAACAAGAUGGGAUAAAAUAGUUUUGAAGAAAUGGUACACUACAUUUAAAGACCACAUUCAACUACAAGACUAUGAAAUCCAUGAUGGAAUGAACAUUGAACUCUACUAUCAAUAGUUAAAUAUGAAUACAUUUAAGUUAGUUAAUAAUUUAUAAUUAUUUUUUAUGAUUUUUGAAUAAAUGUACAUAUUAUA